AUUAAUCAGGUGAAUUGACUAAUAACCGCUAGAAAACCGCCAUAAUAUUUUUUAGAUGCGUAUGCAGAUAUAGAGGCCCAACGAGCAAGCAGAACAGCUAGCUUGUCCAGCUGGCAUUCCGUAUCGGUUUGUGACGCAAUAAAAUUAAUUCAGAACGAACGAUAAGCAGGAACGAGUUUCCUGGAACAUGAUGGAAACGGCAUAAAAUCUAUCGAAGAAUUCAGUCGACAUCAUGGAGAGCUUAAGUGAAGGCGACAAAGCUGUUUUGAACUCCAUCUUCGAUCCGUUCCAGCCGCUUGGGUCGUCUGAUUUUCCGGAGGAAAUCGAAGAGACGGCGGAUUCUAUCGUGGAGGAUCAGUUAGAGCCGCAUGUGCUGGAUAUCGUGAAGAGGGCAAUAAUCUGUGCAGAAACGAAGAAGUACGAGGAGUCGUUCCAGCUUUUCGACGAAGCUUUGAAACAGGCACCUAAAUCGCCAUUAAUUUUGAACGACAGGGCACAAGCGUUACGUUUGGCAAAUCGAGAUGAAGACGCUUUAGAAGACCUACAUUUGGCGGUGGAAUUGAGCGAGGGAAAGGGACGAGCAGGCGUCCAGGCACUCUGCCAACGCGGCGCCCUUUAUCGAUCUAUGGGACAGAACGACAAGGCUAAGGAAGACUUCACGCGGGCGGCUAAGGCUGGUUCGAGCUUCGCUAAAUCACAAUUGGUCGCCCUAAAUCCUUACGCGGCCAUGUGCAACGCGAUGCUGCGUGAGAUCAUGUCCAAGAUGAAUCAUAAUUCUUAAUGUAAUUGCAUGGGAUUGCGAGCAAUGAUUAUGCUUACGAGAUAACGCUUCACUUCAUUUUUAUUUAAAUAGAGAUAAAUCCAGGAGUGGCGUACCUAUGUAAGGAUCUUUGUGAUCGCAAAAAAGUAUAAUAAUAAUAAUAACAAUAAUCA
Messenger RNA from Ooceraea biroi (clonal raider ant), 933 nucleotides. Its product is annotated as tetratricopeptide repeat protein 36. NCBI's taxonomy places the organism in Eukaryota, Metazoa, Arthropoda, Insecta, Hymenoptera, Formicidae. Gene Ontology annotation, molecular function: protein binding. The record is from RefSeq and is a predicted model, not a curated record.